UUCCCUAUACUUUUCUAAUACUAUAAAGCUACGGCUGUAUAGUUGCCUUGUACCGUAUUAUUGAAAGGGACGACGAGAAAUGCAUCCUCGUAUGCAUGGGUUCCGGAGGGCGGUCAAAAGGCCAACCCAAAGACGUCAGUACGGUCGCACAUUUCCUCACCAAGCGGGCACCGAAGAAGCGCAUGUUUUCAACAAGAGCAAGUCGUCAGCAAGUUUACCUGCCCAUCCCAUCCCUGAACGCUGAGUUCGCUGUGGCAUAAAAGAUUUUGGCUUUUGGCCACCUGCUACCACGGUAGUGUAAAUAAUAAGCCUAGCUAGUAGCAAGUAGAGGUAUUGAAAGAGAAGCCAGUUUGAGAACGAAGACAACAAUACUACCCCAUCACAUAUCACAUACCCCAGUGUCAAUUUCCUGUUUGCAACGGCUGUGAUGAGUAACGAGGCUUCUCGUGGCUCAGGGAGAAGACCGGGCCGUGGUCGGGGCCGUGGAAGGGGAAGAGGAGGAAGAGGACGAUCAGGUCGUGGCACUGGUGGAAGAGGAGGAAGAGGAAGAGGUCGGAGUCAGCGCUAUGAUGGCACUGGCGAAGCAACAUCCCAGCCGGCAUACAAUCCACCCAACCGACAGCCAAAUUGGCAACAGCCACAGAAACCGGUACCCACGAAACCUCAAGGUCCCGUCAAGAAAAACGGUGAGAAGGGAGCUGAAGCUUUCACCAUUGAAGAAGCCGAUCGGAUUCGCUUCACACAAAUGUUGUUGGCUCUACGGGAAAGUCAUUGGGAAUCCACAGACCCCAUUCCAAAAGUCGAGUUUCCGCCGACCCUGACAAACACUGAGCGAAAGUUCAUCCAUCAGUUAGCUUCGCAGCUAGGCUUGCACUCCAAGUCUUCGGGCAAAGGCGAAAGUAGAAGAAUAGCAAUAUACCCUUCCAAAAACAAUGCCAAAAAUACUGCAGAGGACGGCGACGAUUUGUCCGGUAUUCCAUCCUUAAGAAUCGGCGACAAGGGAAUCAAAGCACUGCAACAACAUUUUCAAAAGCAUCCUCCGAGCAAAAUUGAAGCCCAGGAGUCCAGAGAUACUGGAUCGUCAUUGGUUGACGCCAUGCAAAACAACAAAGACAACAAUGAUGCAGUGAAGGAUGCACUCAGCCAAAUGGGCCUACAAGUCAACAAUGACAAAGACAACAAGAAACAAUACAAACACAGUGUCAAACCGAUAGACCUGGAACGUCGGAAACAGCAUCACGAAGCAGCACAGCGACAGAAGAAGUCUAACCAGGAAGCAUUACAGGCUAUGAUGAACAUGAGGGCGCAGCUGCCAGCCUCGAAGCACCAAGACGAAAUCGUUAAGAAAGUAAAUGAACACCAGGUUACCAUCAUCAGUGGGGAUACCGGUUGUGGCAAAUCGACGCAGGUACCUCAGUUCGUCCUCGAUGCCAAUCCCACCAGCAACAUUGUUGUUACACAGCCGCGCAGAAUUGCUGCAAUCUCUAUUGCCGAGCGCGUGGCGUACGAACAGUUGCAAACAACAACUGGUGGACAGGUUGGGUUCAAGGUUAGACUUGAAUCCAGCCAGAGCGAUAAGACACAGCUCAUGUUUAUGACUCCUGGUGUCCUUUUGAGACAUCUACAAAGAGAUCCCUAUCUUCAAGAGUACACGCACAUCAUCAUGGAUGAAGUUCACGAGAGAGACCAGUAUCAAGAGUUCCUCCUCAUUGUACUCCGCGAUCUCCUGCCACAAAGACCGGAUCUGCGACUUAUCCUCAUGAGUGCUACACUGCAAACAGAGAAACUGGUGGAGUACUUCUUAGCCAACAAUGAUAGCACGAAAGCGCCCGCAAGGGUCGAAAUGGAAGGAAGAAUGUUUCCGGUCCAAGAGUUCUUCCUGGAACAUGUCUUGGACAUGACCGGUUUCAUUUCCGUUACAGAAGAUGAAAUCGAAGGAAAGGUGCAAACAGGCAUUGCAACGAUGACGGACGACCAACUUGAGAGAGAGUUGGCGGCCUUCACGAAAUCAGAAAUUCAACCAGAACAGACAAAGGUUCAUCCAAAGCUGAGAUGUGUUCUUUGCAGAAGAAAAGAUUUCAAGGAUGCCGUAGAACUUGGUACUCAUCUAGCGCUUUGUGAUGGCGGCGGGGACGAUGACUCGUUCGACCCCGGAGCAGGUGAUAAACAGGUGUCGGCACCUUCUUUUGGUGGGAACAAUGUGGGCAAACAGGAACAGCCCGAUCAAGGCGACUUGCUUCAGAAUAUGAAGUUUGAAGACUAUGACGUUGACGGUGAAUACGAGCUAGAUGACUUCGAGUUCGAGAUUAACGGGCAAGCCGAUGCUUCCAGCAAUAGCGACGAAUCAGAAGCUGAAGCGGCCGACGACCCUGGAACAGAAAAAUGGGACGGGCAAAGUGCUUUCCCAGCGAAUCUCGAAGCAACCGAAGUGGGCGAGGGCGAAGUGGUCGUAACGAAACGAGAAGAGGCAAUCCUCAAGCAGUAUCAGGCCUCACACGACGAUGCGCAGAUUGACAACUUCCUGCUCUUGGAAACAAUAAGAUAUAUUUGUCAAUCCUCAUACGGUGAUGGUGCAAUUCUUGUGUUUCUUCCGGGUUGGCAAGAAAUUUCGGAAUGCACGGUACUUCUCGAGAGCACCCCACCAUUUUCAAAUCGGAACAAAUAUUGGGUGUUACCUUUACACAGUGGAGUUCCUGUUCAAGCUCAGCGGAAAGUAUUAUCCAGGCCACCGACGGGCAUUCGGAAAAUUGUGUUGGCAACCAAUCUGGCAGAGACAUCAUUGACAAUUGACGACAUCUCUUUUGUAGUUGAUUCUGGGCGCGCCAAAGAGAAGAGCUAUGACCCACAUUUGAAAACAAGUACAUUACAACCAACCUGGAUCAGUGCAGCUUCGGCCAAACAGCGUAAGGGACGUGCGGGGCGUGUGAAACGGGGAGUGUGCUUCCAUCUUUUUAGCCAGAGAAGGCACCAAUCCAUGCGUCCUUUUGUGGAUAGUGAGCUCCUGCGGACACCACUUGAAGAGAUCUGUCUCCAAACCAAACAGUUGUUCCCCUCCUGCGACAUUCCUGCAUUUCUGGCAAAAGCAAUGAGCGCACCUCAUGCUAGAUCUAUUUCGAAUGCGCUGGAGCUGCUAGUAGAUUUGGGAGCCAUGCAGCCAGAGACGAACAAUUUGACAGAUCUCGGAGAGUGUCUGGCAAUGCUGAGUCUCGAGCCUAGGGUUGGAAAGAUGGUUGUAUGGUCAUACCUGUUAGGGUGCGCUCGAGUCGCUGCAGACAUGGCCGUUGCCAUGAGUUACAAGAGCCCGUUCACCCUUCCACCACCUCAUCAACGAAAAGCAGCAGAUGGUGCAAAGGUUCAACUCAGUUAUCGAAGCGAAAGUGAUCAAUUGACUGUCCACUACCUGCUGGAAAAGCGGGCCGAGUUGAUGAGAGCCAAUGGGAGACAACAAUCGUUUGCUGAAUUCUGUAGAAAGAACUUUAUUGGCGUCAACGUAAUCCAGAUGAUAUCGGAGGUACGGAAGAACCUCACACGCGAGCUGUCAAUGCUUGGUUUUCCCAGCCCUGCUUUGACAGGACAACCAAACCAACGGAGAGGUGGGGGUGGUCGUGGGAACAUCAGCCGAGGAGCCGGCCAGCAGCUUCCUUAUCACAAUCGACACGACAAUGAGCACGCUCUUUGGCACGCUGCAAUUGCGGCGGGUCUGUAUCCCAACGUUGCCUUGCGCAAACGCGGAGACGUCAACUUUUCCACCAGGACGAACCAAAAAGUCAAAGUGCAUAUCAGUAGUGUCAAUGCCGUCAAAGGCCAACCUCUGAAUGCCAAGAGCGAGGCACCAAAGGGCCAACUCGAGUUUGUGUGCUUUGGAGAAAUGGUCAAGGGAACUGCACAGUUUUUCACCGUCAAUCAAACGACACACUUAUCCUCUCCACUUCCUUUACUGCUUCUUUGCGGUACAUCGCUGAAUGUGCGCCCCUGCCGUGUACAUGAACCAGAAGAUGACGAAACAAUGAAACCCUCUGGAGAUGAUAACAACUCAAAGUCAAUUUUGACCUUGGACGACUGGAUCAUCUUUCAAUGCGACUCGGAGGUUGCAGCCCAUAUUGUGAUGUUGAGAAAGAGGCUGGACUCGGCAUUUUGGCAUGCCAUUGCCAAUUCUGGUUUCAAACGCUCCAACAACAGCAAUGCCGCAGGAAAGAAUCUUCUGAGUAGGUUGGGAGCUUGCGAUAGAGACGCCAUUGAGACCCUUGGGCCAGUUUUGCAAAGCGCCCAUGUUCAGUCGGAAGCAGCUAAAUCUUCUUCACCAGCGGCAUAUCGGAGGUGAAGAAAUAGUUAUGGCAUACCGGUACCCUGCCCGGUGAGAUAGAGCCUAAUGAUGGCUUCGCCUAACUUUUAAAACCUGGAUACAUCGU
This is a messenger RNA of Seminavis robusta, 4409 nucleotides long. The record is from the annotation of a GenBank genome assembly. NCBI's taxonomy places the organism in Eukaryota, Bacillariophyta, Bacillariophyceae, Naviculales, Naviculaceae.